UUGAACCGGGGAGGAACAGCGGAGCCUAGGAAAAAAAGAGACCGACAGAGAGCGACCGAGACCCGGGCCUGCCCGGCUCUGUUCGCGCUACUACGGACCCAAGCCUUCCCUCAAUCGACCGGCUGACUCCCAGAGACCGUCACAGAUUCAUCCAUGAGAACUCGAGGCAGACCUGCUGUUAUUCCUAGCAGAUCGUAUAGAUUUAUGCUGCAUCUUUUAAUAUAAAAAUGAGUAAAUUGUCGUUUCGGGCACGGGCGCUGGAUGCUAGUAAGCCUCUACCCGUCUUCCGCUGCGAGGAUUUGCCUGACCUGCACGAAUAUGCCUCAAUCAACCGGGCAGUGCCGCAGAUGCCAACUGGGAUGGAGAAAGAGGAGGAAUCGGAGCACCAUCUCCAGCGGGCCAUCUCGGCGCAGCAGGUGUACGGCGAGAAGCGGGACAACAUGGUUAUCCCCGUCCCCGAGGCAGAGUGCAACAUCACGCACUACGAGUCCCUCUACCCCGGGGAGUUCAAGAUGCCAAAGCAGCUUAUUCACAUACAGCCUUUCAGUUUGGAUACAGAGCAGCCAGACUACGACCUAGAUUCAGAGGAUGACACGUUUGUGAAUAAGCUGAAGAAGAAGAUGGAAAUCACCUCCCUGCAGUUUGAAGAAAUGAUAGACCGACUGGAGAAAGGCAGUGGGCAGCAGCUUGUAAGUCUGCAGGAAGCCAAACUGCUGCUGAAAGAGGACGACGAGCUGAUCAAGGAGGUGUUCGACUACUGGAGCCGCAAGAGGAAAACCUGCAAGGGUGGCUCCCUCAUCCCCAAUGUCAAGCAGGAGAAGAGGGACGGCUCUAGCACCAGCGACCCCUACGUGGCCUUCCGCCGACGGACGGAGAAGAUGCAGACCAGAAAGAACCGAAAGAAUGACGAGGCGUCGUAUGAGAAGAUGCUGAAGCUGCGCAGAGACCUGAGCCGAGCCGUCACCAUCCUAGAGAUGAUCAAGAGGCGAGAGAAGAGCAAGAGGGAACUGCUGCACCUCACGCUGGAGAUUGUCGAGAAGAGGAACGCAAUGCCAGACUUUGGCAGCGAGGUGAUGGCAGAGGCUUUGGCGCAGCGGGCUCUCGUGAAGCCCGUCUACACCAUCCCCAUCAUUCCCCUGUCCAGCAGCAACCAGUACAGACACCAGGACCACUUGGACAUGAAGGACUACAAGAAGCCGGAGAAGACGGAGGCAGUACGAACCAAAAGGAAAUACGAAAAGAAACCCAAGAUCCCUCCUCUGUCAGCACCUCAACAUUCAGGGCCCUCGGUGUUCAAUCCCAAGGACCUCAACCAGUACGAUUUUCCCAGCUCAGACGAAGAACCAUUCUCACAGAUCCAUUCAGGUUCUUCAGAGGCAGAAGAAGAGAAUGACCCAGAUGGCUGCUUUGCGUUCAGGAGGAAGGCUGGCUGUCAGUACUACGCUUCUCAUCCUGACCAGAGUGGCAACUGGCCCUGGGUAAGCCCGUCAGAGGGCGGGCUCGGCGACCCACGCUUCCGCUACUGUCUGACCUCGCUCAACAUGCCACGGCGCUGCAUAGGUUUGGCACGGCGCCGCGUGGGCAGAGGGGGCAGGGUCUUGUUGGACAGAGCGCACACGGAUCUCGACAACAUCUGUCAGAGCCUGGACUCCGACCCGGAACCCGAACCACUCGCCUCACCACUUCCAAGCUCUCCGCUCCGCAACUCUAACACCAGUACCUCAGAAACCAAUACCUCGGACCCAACCAGCUCCUCCCACCUCCCCACCUCUUCAUCAUCCCUGUCGUCGUCGCCAUCGCCAACACCUAUGGACCUCAGCCAGAUUCUUUUGAACAUUAAAUCUUGCCGCUGGAGGCACUUCAGACCACGGACGCUAUCCCAUCACCCCUUGGGUGGCGGAGACUUGUCUCGCAGAGGAUUUAGGGAUUGUAGCCGGACAGUGUCAGGACUAACCCGGACCUUGUCUGGAGGAUCCGGCUCCCAGAACCGCAUUGGCUCGGCCCCCACCCCUGUCCACGUGUUCACAGCAGAGCAGUACCAGCAGCACCAGGAGCAGCUGGCCAUCAUGCAGAAACAGCAGCUGGAGCAGAGCCAACAGCAGCAACAAGCCAACAUCCCUGCAACAACCACCAACACACAGGCACUUGUGUCCAAGACGCUGGACCAGGCCAGCGCCCAGUUUGCUGCCUCGGCCCUCGUCACCACGGACCAGCUGCUGGCCUUCAAGUCCAAAGAGGAGCUGGUGCUGGCGAGCGGAGUCAACGGGGUCCUGGCAGGUGCAGGUGUUUUUAAAGGCCUGCACCUCUCCAGCACAACAGCAGCGCUUCACCAGACCAACCAGUCGUCACACACUACCGCCUCCUCAGCCCCGACCUUCCUCCAGCCCUCCUCCAAUUCGGCCGCGCCCUCACCCGCCAACGCCGUCCCCACCUCCCUCACCUCCACGCCCAGCGCCCAUGCGGCAGCAGCGCUGGGGCUCCUGGGAUGCAGCGCCGCCAACGCCACCCCCGCCACCACUCAGGUCCUCAUCGGGAACAACAUCUGUCUGAGCGUGCCGUCGGCCGCCAGCCUGGCCGGACGCCACAUCCCCCGGACCCUCGGCAACGUGCCACCCUCUGCCUUAAAGCUGUCCGCCACCACAAACCUGCAGAUGCCCAAAGUCUCCGGAGCAUCGCCCAUGGACAUGGGCUCAAGGGAUAAUCACGACGAAGACAAGCCAGCACUGAACAGUAUAGCAGACAACACAGUGGCCAUGGAGGUGACGUAGUAGCGGUGCAGCGAGGAGUCCGCUCUUUUAGGUGCUGUGCAUCGUAGCAUCGGGAAUGCAAAAGGGACAGCAGGACUCUGACGCAGACUGACAGAACGACGAGAGGCCGCGGCCGCUCGCUUGCAAUUCUCAUCUCUCAUACUUUUUAAACCUUUUUUUGUUUUGUUUUGUUUUUGUUACUGUUAAAAGUAAAAGAUUGACAUCUGUAAAUUAUGAAUAUGGCAAAAAUUAGUAUCUGUACAGUAACUACAUAUUUGUAAUAUCCCCCUUGUAUAUAUUACUUGAAUACAGAACUGUCCAUUUGUGAUGUUUUGCACUUGGGAGUCAAACUUAAAGGAAAAAAAGUAAAGCCAAGUAACUUGUGGCGAGUGUGAGAGAUGUGGGAGUUGUAUAGAGAAGAGUUUUAUCACUUCAUGUGCAUGGUGCGGAGCCUGCUGUUUUUAUCUAUUUAUUGUGCUGUGUUUACAGUUUUUUUGUUUUUGUUUUUUGGUUUGUUUUGUUUUUUUUAUUUGUACACUGUACCUUUGUUGGUUCAUGUGCUGUAGUAAAUGUUAGGUAGCUACGGACUCCUGGGUAUUUUUGUAUAUUGUGAACACAAAGCAGGUCCCCCUCCACACCCCCACACCC
This is a messenger RNA of Seriola dumerili (greater amberjack), 3395 nucleotides long. RefSeq names its product enhancer of polycomb homolog 1-like. NCBI's taxonomy places the organism in Eukaryota, Metazoa, Chordata, Actinopteri, Carangiformes, Carangidae. The transcript has 14 exons. Gene Ontology annotation, cellular component: piccolo histone acetyltransferase complex. The record is from RefSeq and is a predicted model, not a curated record. Bases 228 to 2768 code for a protein of 846 amino acids. Gene Ontology annotation, biological process: regulation of transcription by RNA polymerase II.